Molecule: messenger RNA, 2406 nt
Organism: Trichomonas vaginalis G3
Lineage: Eukaryota; Parabasalia; Trichomonadida; Trichomonadidae
Product: cyclin-dependent kinase inhibitor 2C-related family
Exons: 1
Coding region: 1-2406 (801 amino acids)
Molecular function (GO): protein binding
Source: RefSeq, a predicted model, not a curated record
AUGUCUGAUCAAGACAUUUACCUAAACAAAUACAGUGAAUUGAGAAGUACAUAUGCAUGGUACAUCGAUUUGUAUAUUGCAUUAUAUCAGUUAAGAACGGAAAAUGAAGAAAAAUUAAAAAAGAUUUACCAAAUGAUCAAAACAGAACUGAUUAAAUCAAUGAAAUAUCUUCCCCAAAAUGCAAUCAAAGAUAUUUCAAACAUCCUUCAGUUUAAUAAUCGCUAUACAAAGUCAUACUUGAAACUUGCGAAAUUAAUUUCCGAUGAUUAUCAAGUAACUAAGGUAAAAGGAAUUUCAAAUGAUUUUAACUAUCUAUUCUUUAAAGAAUAUGGAAUUAAUUUAGACAAUUCUGAUGAUUGGAAAAUUAUGGAUUUUAAAAAGAUAUAUAUUCAUUCAGAAGAUUCAAUUUACAGAGCCAUAAUGUAUGAUGACAAAGAAAGAUUCAUUGUUUUCGUUGAAAUGGAAGAUUUUGAUGAAGAUCAAAAAUUUGAGAGCGAUUUAUAUCCCAUUGUGAAAAACGGAUAUUCAUUACUUGAAUUAUGUUGUUACCACGGAGCAGUUGAUUGUUUCAAGUUCUUAAGAACGAAAUGUGAAUCCGAGAUAACUGAAACAUGUCUUCAGUUAUCAUUUUUAGGAGGAAAUCCAGAGAUUAUGAGUGAAUGCUUGAAAUAUAAAAAAUCAAAUGAAGAUUGCAUGAAAUAUGCCAUUAUUUCGCACAACAUUGAUUUUGUUACAUUCUUGAUGAAUGAGUUUAAUAUAGAGAUCGAUUUAGAAUUAUGCGUUGAAUAUCAAAAUCUUGAAUCAUUAUUAGUUUAUUUCGAUCAAACUAAUGAUAUCAAUAAUUGCUUUGUUUAUUCAACACAGUUUAAUAUUUCCACCAUUUGGAAUUAUUUCCUUUCCCAAGGGGCAAAUAUUAAUGUAAAUGACAAAAAUGGGAAAACUGCUCUUCAUUAUGCAACUAUUAACAAUAAUGACAAAACUGCCGAACUUCUUAUUUUAAAUGGCGCAAAUGUCAAUGUAAAUGACAAAAGUGGGGAAACUGCCCUUCGUUAUGCAUGUAUGAGUAAUAGUAAAGAAACAGCUGAACUUCUUAUUUUAAAUGGCGCAAAUAUCAAGGAAAAAAACAAUUAUGGGAAAACUGCCCUUCGUUAUGCAUGUAUGAGUAAUAGUAAAGAAACAGCUGAACUUCUUAUUUUAAAUGGCGCAAAUAUCAAGGAAAAAAACAAUUAUGGGAAAACCGCUCUUCAUUAUGCAGCAAUUAAUAAUAGUAAAGAAACAGCUGAACUUCUUCUUUUACAUGGUGCUAAUAUCUUUGAAAAAGAUAAUAACGGGAAAACAUCUCUUCAUGCUGCAGCAGAUCAUAAUAGCAAAGAAACAGCUGAACUUCUUAUUUUGCAUGGUGCAAAUAUCUUUGAAAAAGAUAAUUAUGGAAAAACUGCUCUUCAUUAUGCAACUAUUAACAAUAAUGACAAAACAGCCGAACUUCUUCUUUCAUAUGGUGCAAAUAUCAAUGAAAAAGACAAUAAUGGAGGAAAUGCUCUUCAUUAUGCAGGUAUGAGUAAUAGCAAAGAAACUGCUGAACUUCUUAUUUCAUACGGUGCCGAUAUCAAUGAAAAAGAUAAUGAUGGAAACACCACUCUUCAUUUUGCAGCAUAUAAUAAUAGCAAAGAAACUGCCGAAUUUCUUCUCUCACAUGGGGCAAAUAUCAAUAAAAAAGAUGAUAAUAGACAAACAUCUCUUCAUGCCGCAUCUAUUAGUAAUAACAAAGAAAUCGUUGAAUUUCUUCUCUCACAUGGUGCUAAUAUCAAUGAAAAAGAUAAUUAUGGAAAAACUUCAAUUCAUCAUGCAGCAUAUCAUAAUAGUGGAGAAACAGCCGAAAUUCUUAUUUCACAUGGAGCAAAUAUCAAUGAAAAAGAUAAUUAUGGAGUAACUGCUCUUCAUUGUUCAGCAAAUAAUAAUAACACAGAAAUCACGGAACUUCUUCUCUCAUUUGGUGCAAAUAUCAAUGAAAAAGAUAAUAGCGGAUUUACAGCUCUUCAUUAUACAUCAUAUUUUGAUUAUAUUGAAACAGCCGAACUUCUUAUUUCACAUGGCGCUAAUAUCAACGAAAAAGAUAACAAUGGGCAAACACCUCUUCAUGUUGCAUCUACUAAUAAUAACAAAGAAAUCGCCGAACUUCUUCUCUCAUAUGGUGCAAAAAUCAAUGAAAAAGAUAAUAUUGGAAAAACUGCACUUCAUUGUACAGCAGAUAAUGAUAGUGAAGAAACUGCCGAAUUACUUCUUUUACAUGGUGCAAACAUCAAUGAAAAAGAUAAUGAUGGUAAAACUGUUCUUUACUAUGCAUCAGAAAAUAAUAACAAAGGAAUCACCGAACUUCUUUCUUCACAUGAUGCUAAUAUCAACUAA